Messenger RNA from Nicotiana tabacum (common tobacco), 1491 nucleotides. Its product is annotated as small ribosomal subunit protein mL104 (rPPR9). NCBI's taxonomy places the organism in Eukaryota, Viridiplantae, Streptophyta, Magnoliopsida, Solanales, Solanaceae. The record is from RefSeq and is a predicted model, not a curated record. Gene Ontology annotation, molecular function: mRNA binding; protein binding.
AGGCCCAAAAGUUGCCAAAACCCAAAGAGAAAGCCCAAAACCACACCAGCUUAGCUCAGAGCUGUAGCAGUAGCAGUAGCAGAGAGGGUUUAACAAUCCGCCAUAGCCGCCUCCCUUUCUCACACAGUACAGACAGUGAAAAUGCGUAGACUCACGUCCCCAUUAACACGUCUCCACCUUCGAACACUGCUCCGCCGCUGUAUUUCUUCGUCGGCGACUAAUCAAUCCCACCACCUUCCCUGUUCCCAAUUCUCCCUUUCCAAAACCCACCUUUUCACUUCACCACUGCCCCAUGACCCAUUUUCGUUUUCACUAUAUUGCACCAGUUUUAAACCCUUUUCAUCCCAAUCUGAAGAUCCUGUAAAGGAUCAAGAAGAAACAAUUGCUCAGUCUUUAUCGUCUGAGCUUGUCAAAGAACUGGACGCGGAAUCUCUCUCCAUUCCAGAAAGACUCGAUCUUUCUUUCUCCCACAUAACUUUAACGCCUUCCCUGAUCCUUACCACACUCAAUCUUUCCCCAGAUGCUGGCAGAACUGUUUUAGGUUUUUUCAAAUGGGUUAAAUCCAAAGAAAGUUUCAAUCUUGAUGAUGAAGUUCUAGCUUUGUUUGUGGAUUAUUUUGGACGGAGAAAGGAUUUUAAAGCUGCAAAUGAUGUGCUUACUGAUGGCCGAGGGGUAACCGGUUUUAAGACGUUUGAGUCCAUGGUUGAUAGGCUUGUACGGGCCGGGAGGGCCACUCAAGCAGUGGCAUUCUUUGAAAAUAUGGAGAAAGAUUAUGGGUUAGUUAGGGAUUUGAAUUCUUUGAAGUUGGUUGUUUCUAGGUUGUGUGAGCAUGGUUUUGCUAGUUAUGCUGAGAAAAUGGUGAAGAAUUUAGCUAAUGAAUUUUUCCCUGAUGAAUAUGUAUGUGAUAUGUUGAUAAGGGGUUGGUGUGUUGAUGGGAAACUUGAUGAGGCGCAGAGGUUAGCUGGGGAGAUGUGUAGAGGAGGGUUUGAAAUUGGUACUGCAGCAUAUAAUGCAAUUCUUGAUUGUGUUUGUAAGCUUUGUAGGAAAAAGGAUCCAUUUCGGCUUCAAUCCGAGGCAGAGAAUGUGUUGGUGGAAAUGGAAGAGAACGGUGUUCCUAGAGAUGUGGAAACCUUUAAUGUGUUGAUCACUAACUUGUGUAAGAUCAGGAAAACAGAGGAUGCUAUGAAUCUGUUUUAUAGGAUGGGGGAAUGGGGUUGUUCUCCAGACGAGACGACUUUUUUGACACUUAUUAAGAGCUUAUACCAGGCUGCAAGGAUUGGAGAGGGUGACGAAAUGAUUGAUAGAAUGAAAUCUGCAGGUUUUGGGGAUGCACUUGAUAAGAAGGCCUAUUAUGAAUUUUUGAAAAUAUUAUGUGGGAUUGAGAGAACUGAUCAUGCUAUGACUGUCUUUGCAAAGAUGAAAGAGGAUGGUCACAAACCGGGGUUAAAGACUUAUGAUUUGUUGAUGGGAAAGCUGGUUGCUCAUAAUCGU